AUGGAUGAAGACAAGGCUGAAGAUGACAUCCGGACCUACACAGAAAGAAACUGGCAUUGGUUCAACUCAAAGCCCUACUUCCACGUUUAUGUGCUCCUGGCCAUCUCUUACCUGCUGAUUCUCAUUUUCUUCGUCGUUGGACUUUCCAGAGUAACAUCACUUUCGUCAAAACUGAGUGAAGUUGACUCGGAGAUUCCAGAGCUACCUGCUGGACUCAACGAUCAAUUGUUCCCCUGCGGGCCUGACACCAGACAGUGGGAGUAUUUCAACGGGAAGUGUUACUACUUCUCCUUAGAAACCGCUCCUUGGAUCAGAGCCCACGCCCGAUGUGCGGAGAAGCAAUCCCAACUGGUCGUCAUCAACAGCAUGGCUGAACAGAAUUUCAUCCAGAUGCGGACCAGAAACGAGCGCUAUUGGAUCGGAUUGACGGACGUGGAUGCCGAAGGAGUGUGGAAAUGGGUGGAUGGUAGUGAUUACUACAGUGGCUUCUUGUUCUGGAAGCCAGGGGAGCCCAAUGACGACCGACAUAAUGAGGAUUGUGCGCAUGUGUGGAACAAUGGGGAAUGGAACGAUGUCUUCUGCACCUACCUCUGUUACUACAUCUGUGAGAAGCCUUUGCCAAGCAGAGUCAGAGCGCAUCACAGCGGGACCUAG
Molecule: messenger RNA, 654 nt
Organism: Euleptes europaea (tarantolino)
Lineage: Eukaryota; Metazoa; Chordata; Lepidosauria; Squamata; Sphaerodactylidae
Product: hepatic lectin-like
Exons: 6
Coding region: 1-654 (217 amino acids)
Source: RefSeq, a predicted model, not a curated record